Priapulus caudatus is the source of this 938-nucleotide messenger RNA. RefSeq names its product trypsin-like. Gene Ontology annotation, biological process: proteolysis. Bases 1 to 888 code for a protein of 295 amino acids. Gene Ontology annotation, molecular function: serine-type endopeptidase activity. The transcript is spliced from 7 exons. NCBI's taxonomy places the organism in Eukaryota, Metazoa, Priapulida, Priapulimorpha, Priapulimorphida, Priapulidae. The record is from RefSeq and is a predicted model, not a curated record.
AUGGACACGUGGACGGAGGCCUUAAGUCACAACGUCCCAGUCGACAUCCUGUUCCUGGACUAUUCAAAAACAUUCGACACGGUGCCCCAUGUCAGACUCUGCAAGCAGAUUGAGGCCUUUGGUAUUAAGGGAAAUCUAAUCAGCUGGAUCAAGGUUUUUCUAACAGAUUAUGACGACAGUAAGAUAGUUGACGGCACCGAGGUGGUAGCCGGGGAGGUCCCAUGGCAGGUAAUCCUGUACAGAUUAAGCUCUCUCCUCUGCGGUGGCAGUCUGAUCAGCGACAGACAUGUACUGACUGCCGCUCACUGUGUACAUCCAGACGAGGAUCAACCGGGUUAUUACUCCGUUCGCAUGGGAACACUGAAUCAGAACAGCGGCGGAAUAACGAGAUACAUAACUCGGAUAAUAAAACACGGGGCAUACAGCGCCAACGACAUCUACAAUGACGUUGCGGUCCUCGAGCUUAAUGCGCCAGUGGUGUUCACCAACAACGUUCAGCCCAUCGCCUUGGCUAGCAACGAUGCCGAUAAGUACGUGGACUGGCCGUCUACUACAUCUGGAUUCGGAGACAUUAGCUAUAAUGGACCCACAUCCCCCGUCCUCUUGAAGGCUGAUCAGGUGAUCGUCUCUGCCCAGACCUGCAUUUCUUAUUACGGAUCCUCUGUCCAGCCAGCGGGAAUGAUCUGCUCCGGACAGGGAAAGGAGACACCAUGCAGUGGUGACAGCGGCGGCCCACUUUGGGUGACCGAGAACGGUCAGCCAACCCUGGUGGGAGUCACAUCCUGGUCGAUCGGUGGCUGCCAGGUUGCCGGCUAUCCUGCGGUAUACGCCCGCGUUACCUACUACUACCCAUGGAUCAUGGAUGCCGUCGCCACGCUGUCACCUUAAGUCUUAAGUCGUUAACACUUUGUCGCGUCUGACGUCAACGGCGCUUGACG